Molecule: messenger RNA, 693 nt
Organism: Amaranthus tricolor (Joseph's coat)
Lineage: Eukaryota; Viridiplantae; Streptophyta; Magnoliopsida; Caryophyllales; Amaranthaceae
Exons: 3
Coding region: 138-461 (107 amino acids)
Source: RefSeq, a predicted model, not a curated record
AAUAAACUCCUAAUUAUCAUGAAAACGACGCCGUAAUCACCCUAUUAACUCGAUCACCAUGAGCAAUGGAAAAACCUAACUGAAGUGUGGUUUGGAAAUCUUUAUUCAAUUGAGAAUUCGUAUGUAGAAGAGAGAAAAUGAUACCAAUUUGGCGGCAGAUCUCCAGAACUUUCACUUCUUCAUCACCAGCUCCUUUUUCUUCUAGAUUUUUCUCCACUUCAUCUCCAUACUUGGUGAAGGUUGGAAUUCCAGAAUUUUUGAAUGCGAUUGGGAAAGGAGUGGAGGGUCAUGUGGAAAAGCUCGAGAAUGAAUUUGGGGACCUUCAAAAGUUGCUCGUUGCUCGUACCUUGAAACUCAAGAAACUUGAAAUUCCUUGUAAACAUAGGAAGUUGAUACUGAAGUAUUCGCACAAAUACAGAUUGGGACUUUGGAGGCCACGAUCUGACAUGGUCAUGCUUUAGAGCCUCAACACUUUCUACACAACAUGAUUGCAUGCUUCCCUAUCUAAAUCAACUUUGUACCAGGAAUUUUGUUAGGUUCAUUGACAGUUAUAGCUUUCAUAGGAAAUUUUGUUAGGUUCUAUUUCGGAACAAACAUUUUAUUUCAAAUUGUAGAUUUCAAUUAUGAAAUUAUUAAUGAAGAAUUUGAGAAUAACAAGGUUUGAAAAGUCAUUUCUCAAAUUCUCUUCUUUAA